AUGGGAAUUGUGGAUCAAGAAUUUCUCUUGAAGAAUAUCCUAGUAACACACUGUAAUGAAAAAAAAGUGAAGAUAAACAUAUCUGUGAUAUAUGGAUCAGGUGAUGGUAAUAGUUAUAAUAGAGCUAAAGAUUUCUUAAACGAAUUAAUAGAAUAUUUUAAUAAUGUUCAUUUAUUUUUGAAUGACAUAAAUGAGAUUAUUAAUAAAGAUAUAUACAUAAACCAUAUAAAUAGUAAGAUGAAUGAUGGUGAUAUGGUUCAAAAGAAAGAUUAUAAUGAAAAAAAAAUAGAAAUUAAAAAUAAUUAUAAGAAUGAUAAAUGUGAUAAUAACGAUAAUAUUGGUAGUAAUAUAACAUUUAAGAGUAAUUAUAUAAAUCCAUCCUUAAAUAUGAAUGAUAUGAAUAAUUUAGAAAAUGAAAUAAUAGAAUAUUUUAAAUUACGUUUUGAUCAAUAUCAAGUGAAUACUAAUAAUAAUAAUAAUAAUAAAAAUAAUAAGAUGAAGAAUAAUAAAGAGAAAAUAUCAAGAUCAGGCUAUGAAAAUAUGGUAACAUUAUAUUUUAAUAAGAAUAUAAAUUAUUUAGAAUCUUAUAAAGAGAAUAUAAAAAUGUUCAACAGUAAAUUUAGAAAUUAUGUUGAUUGUAUAAUAGAUAAUAAUAAAAUAGGGAAAAUAUAUUUUAAUUUAAUUGAUGGAAAUAAUCAUGAUUAUUAUUCAUUUUUUGAUAGCACAGAAAAUUAUAAUUUAAAUAUUUUAUUUUUUUUUAUUAGUACAUCUAGUCAUGGGUCGUUCCCUAAUAAUUCUUUUAAAAUUGAUGAAAUUUUUACAGACAUGUUAAAUGAUUUUCGAAUUGAAAAGAAUUAUUUAAAAGAUAUAUUUUUUAGUUGUAUUGGAUUUGGCAAUAAAGAAUAUGGAGAUAAAUAUUUUUGUAUUCCUAUAAAAAAAUGUGAGAAAUAUAUACAUUCAUUAGGAGCACAAAAAUUAUAUAAAACAUUAAAAUUAUGUGAUACACAAGAUAAUGAAGAAACUUUAUUUUUAUGGAAGUGUAAUAUAUUUAAAACGCUUAGUUUGUCUUUAUUUUUCUAUUCUUUUAAUUAUAUGAAACGAUGGUAUAUGAAUAAAACAAUAUAUGAUACCUUAUCAUAUUAUUGUUAUUUUUUUUCAAAUCAUACAAAUUUUUAUGUUAAUGAGAGUGAAGACAACAAAUAUAUUAAUGAUCAAAAGAACCAAAAAAAAAAAAAUAAGAAAAAAAAAAAAAGUGAUGAUCAUUCUAUAAAUUCGAUGGAUCUAUUGGAAGUAAGUCACUCUAAUAAUGAGUACCAAGAAAACAAUCCUUUAAUUGAUCAUAAUAAUAACAAAUGUUUUAAUAAUGAAAUAUAUAAUACACAGAAUGGUAUAUAUUAUAGCAAUUUUAAAGAUGUUCAACAAAUGUGUUUGUCAAAUAUUGAUAGUGAAGAAAAAAAAAUAAAGGAUAAAAUAAAUACUACGAUGAAUGAAAAGAGAGAAGAAUUAAAUGUCAAUGAAGAUUUAGAUUUACACCGUGGGGAUACUGAAAAAAUUGAAGGGUGCACAAAUUGUAAUUGUGAAUCGAUGAAUGAAUAUAAUGAUAAGAACAAUACAUAUCAUACAAAUAAUAUUGAGACAUAUAAAGAUUCAACCUCAGAAAGUGAAGCAUCAAGUAAUGAUAGCUAUGUGGAUGAUGAAGAGGAACACAUAGAAGUAGAAGAUCUCAUAUCAGGAGAAAAAAAGGAUAUGUUAAGUUCUAGUCAGAGAAACAAACUAACAAAAGAAGGUUAUAAAAUAGUAGGAUCUCAUAGUGCAGUAAAAUUAUGUCGAUGGACAAAAUCACAGGUCAGAGGUAGAGGUGGUUGUUAUAAACAUACUUUUUAUGGUAUUAAUUCUUAUCAAUGUAUGGAAGCAACACCUAGUUUGGCUUGUGCAAAUAAAUGUGUAUUCUGUUGGAGACAUCAUAAAAAUCCUGUAGGUGUAAAAUGGAGAUGGAAUAUGGAUAAAGCAGAAAUUAUAGUUGAAGAAAUAAUUAAAAAACAUAAAGCUAUGAUAAAAGAAUUAAAAGGUAUAUAUGGUAUUAUUCUUGAACGUUUUGAAAAAGCUAUGAAUAUAAAACAUUGUGCAUUAUCAUUAGUAGGAGAACCUAUUAUGUAUCCAGAAAUUAAUAAAUUAAUAGAUGAAUUACAUAAAAGAAAUAUAUCAACAUUUCUAGUAACUAAUGCUCAAUUCCCAAUAGAAUUACAAAAUUUAAAUCCAGUUACACAAUUAUAUUUGUCUAUAGAUGCUCCAAAUAAAGAAGCUUUAAAAAAUAUUGAUAGACCUUUAUUUAAAGAUUUCUGGGAUAGAUAUAUAAAAUGUAUUAAAAUAUUAAAAAAUCGUAAAGAAAGAAAAGUAUUCAGAUUUACUUUAGUAAAAGAAUAUAAUAUGAUGGAAAAUGAAAUAAAUAGUUAUAUCAAUUUAAUAGAAUUAGGAUAUCCAGAUUUUAUAGAAAUAAAGGCUGUUACAUAUUGUGGCUCAUCACAAGGAUAUCAAUUAACUAUGAAAAAUAUCCCAUGGCAUGAAGAAGUAUAUCAAUUUGCGUGGAAUCUAAUUAAUAAAAAAAAAUCUUUAUCAGAUAUAUAUCAAAUUUCUUGUGAACAUAAACAUUCAUGUAGUAUAUUAAUUGCAAAAAAAAUAUUUAAAAUAAAUAAUAAAUGGAAUACAUGGAUUGAUUAUGAAAAAUUUCAACAACUUAUAAAAAAUAAACAAAAUUUUAAUGCCCUCGAUUAUUCAAUAGAAACUCCACAAUGGGCAAUUUAUGGAUCUCAAGAAAGUGGUUUUAGCCCUUGUGAAAAAAGGGUAUAUACAAAGGGAAAAUAUAAAAAUAAAAAAAACUAG
Plasmodium adleri (nom. inval.) is the source of this 2880-nucleotide messenger RNA. RefSeq names its product tRNA-YW synthesizing protein, putative. Bases 1 to 2880 code for a protein of 959 amino acids. Gene Ontology annotation, molecular function: FMN binding; catalytic activity; 4 iron, 4 sulfur cluster binding. The record is from RefSeq and is a predicted model, not a curated record. The transcript has a single exon. Gene Ontology annotation, biological process: wybutosine biosynthetic process. NCBI's taxonomy places the organism in Eukaryota, Apicomplexa, Aconoidasida, Haemosporida, Plasmodiidae.